This is a messenger RNA of Cheilinus undulatus (humphead wrasse), 8164 nucleotides long. It is a transcript of the gene ankrd44, whose product is annotated as ankyrin repeat domain 44. The coding region runs from base 106 to 3324 and encodes 1072 amino acids. The record is from RefSeq and is a predicted model, not a curated record. The transcript has 28 exons. Gene Ontology annotation, molecular function: protein binding. NCBI's taxonomy places the organism in Eukaryota, Metazoa, Chordata, Actinopteri, Labriformes, Labridae.
UUAACCCGGGGGAGUCCCGCGGGAGGAGCGGAGAGAGGAGCCGGGGAGCGGAGCAGCAUCGCCCGGUGCACGGUGCAGCGGGGCCGGGGAGGAGCUGACCCAGAGAUGGCUGUACUCAAACUGGCCGAUCAGCCUCCUCUCAUCCAGGCGAUCUUCAGCGGAGACCCUGAAGAGAUCCGAAUGCUCAUUUACAAAUCCGAAGACAUCAAUGCUCUGGACACAGAGAAGCGUACUCCACUGCAUGCAGCAGCCUUUCUGGGCGAUGCAGAGAUCACCGAGCUCCUCAUCCUCUCUGGGGCUCGGGUCAACGCCAAAGACAACAUGUGGCUCACCCCUCUUCAUCGCGCUGUGGCAUCACGGAGCGAGGAGGCGGUGCGAGUUCUGAUCCGCCACUCUGCUGACGUGAACGCUCGGGACAAGAACUGGCAGACGCCACUUCAUGUCGCUGCAGCCAACAAUGCGCUGCGAUGUGCCGAGGUCAUCAUCCCUCUACUGAGCAGCGUUAAUGUGUCGGACCGCGGUGGACGCACCGCUCUGCAUCACGCCGCCCUUAACGGCCACACAGAGAUGGUGAACCUCCUCCUCGCUAAAGGAGCAAACAUCAACGCCUUCGAUAAGAAGGAUGGCCGGGCGCUGCACUGGGCCGCUUUCAUGGGCCAUCUGGAUGUGGUGUGUCUGCUGGUGAGUCAGGGAGCAGAGAUCAGCUGUAAGGACAAACGGGGGUACACUCCCCUCCACACGGCAGCCUCCAGUGGACAGAUCGCUGUGGUCAAACACCUGCUGAACUUGGCUGUGGAGAUUGAUGAGUCUAACGGGUUCGGGAACACGGCGCUCCACUUGGCGUGUUUUAACGGUCAGGACGCCGUCGUCAGCGAGCUGAUUGAUUAUGGUGCCAAUGUCAGCCAGCCCAACAACAAGGGCUUUACCCCUCUGCACUUUGCUGCUGCUUCCACACACGGAGCGCUGUGUCUGGAGUUCUUGGUCAAUAACGGGGCUGACGUCAACGUUCAGAGUCGUGAUGGAAAGAGUCCACUCCACAUGACGGCCGUUCACGGACGCUUCACUCGCUCUCAGACCCUCAUCCAAAACGGUGGUGAGAUUGACAGUGUUGACAAAGAUGGAAACACCCCUCUCCACAUAGCUGCCCGUUAUGGUCAUGAACUCCUCAUCAACACACUCAUCACCAGUGGAGCUGACUGCACGAGACGAGGAGUCCACGGCAUGUUCCCUCUCCACCUGGCUGCCUUGAGUGCUCACUCUGACUGCUGCCGGAAGCUUCUGUCCUCAGGUCGGAGGUUUAGCAUAAUGUGUAACGACUCGGUCCUGUCUGCAGGCUUCCAGAUCGACACGCCAGACAGUCUGGGGAGGACGUGUCUGCAUGCUGCUGCUGCUGGAGGAAAUGUGGAGUGUGUGAAGUUGCUCCUGAGCAGUGGAGGAGAUCACAACAGGAGGGAUAACUGCGGCAGGACUCCCCUUCACUACGCUGCAGCCAGCCGUCACUUCCAGUGUCUGGAGACUCUGGUUGCUUGUGGUACCGCCAUCAAUGCCACUGACCAGUGGGGGCGCUCUGCGCUGCACUACGCUGCAGCCUCAGACCUGGACAGAAGGCGGCGUGUUGCUCUGGAACCAGAGAGUGAAGGAGUCCAGGCGGAGAGGGAGAAAGAGGCAGCGCUAUGUUUGGAGUUCCUGCUGCAGAGUGGAGCGACGGCGUCUCUGAAAGACAAACAAGGCUACAGUCCCGUUCACUACGCUGCAGCCUACGGACACCGGCACUGUCUGGAGCUGCUUUUAGACAGAGAUGACAGCCACCAGGACGACCCUGAGGCUUCGAAUGCCCGGAGCCCACUGCACCUCGCUGCUUACCACGGCCACGCUCAGGCUCUGGAGGUGCUGCUACAGGGAGAGAGAGAGGUCGACCAGGGGGACGAGUCGGGGCGGACUCCUCUGGCCCUCGCUGCUCUUCGUGGUCACACUGACUGUGUUCACACACUCCUUGGACAGGGGGCAUCACCGCGCACCACUGACACUCAGCAUGGACGCACACCUGUUCACCUGGCAGUGAUGAAUGGCCACACGACAUGUGUGCGCCUCCUUCUGGAUGAAUCAGACGGUUCAGAGCUCGUUGAUGCUGCAGACUCUCAGGGACAGACUCCUCUGAUGCUGGCAGUGGCCGGAGGUCACGUGGACGCUGUGUCGCUGCUGCUGGAGCGAGAAGCAAACGUCAAUGCGGCGAAUAAACAUGGUCUGACCGCGCUGCACCUCGGGCUGCUGUGUGGUCAGGAGGAGUGCAUUCAGUGUCUACUGGAGCAGGAAGCCUCUGUGUUGCUUGGAGACUCUCGAGGUCGGACGGCGAUCCACCUUGCAGCGGCUCGAGGCCAUGCCUCCUGGCUGGGUGAGCUGCUGAGCAUCGCCUGCUCGGAGCCGCCGUCUCUGCCCCCGUUAAGGGACCACAGAGGAUACACGCCGCUGCACUGGGCCUGCUACUACGGUCACGAGGGCUGUGUGGAGGUGCUGCUGGAGCAGAAAGGAUGUCGAUGUAUUGAUGGGAAUCCAUUCACCCCGCUGCACUGUGCUGUAGUGAAUGAUCAUGAACCGUGUGCAUCUCUGCUGCUGGAGGCGAUGGGCUCAGACAUCACUGGCUGCAAGGACUCAAAGGACAGGACUCCUCUUCACGCAGCAGCGUUUGCUGGUCAUGUUGACUGUGUCCAGCUGCUUCUUUCCCAUGAUGCACCUGUGGAUGUUGUAGACCAAUCAGGACGCACCGCACUGAUGAUGGCAGCAGAGAAAGGCAGAGUGGGAGCUGUUGAGGUGCUGUUGACCAGCGCCAACGCUAACUUCAGUCUGACAGACAAAGACGGGAACACCGCUUUACAUCUAGCCUGCAGUAAUGGGAGGGAGGAGUGUGUGAUGUUGAUCCUGGAGAAACUGUCUGACUCUGUGCUCAUCAAUGCUACAAACACAGCACUGCAGACUCCUCUUCAUCUGGCGGCUCGUAGCGGUCUGAAGAAGGCUGUUCAGGAGCUUCUGUCUCGAGGAGCAAACGUUCAGACAGUGGAUGAGAACGGUCUGACGCCUGCUCUGGCUUGCGCUCCUAGCAGAGAGGUGGCUGACUGUCUGGCUCUCAUUCUGGCUACCAUGAUGCCUUUCUGCUCCCCUUGCAGCUCCGGGGCUCCCUCCCCAGGCGCUCUGCUGAGGCAGCUGCCCCACCAGGGGGGGAAAGGUCUGAGUAUUGGCCCCCGGGCCCCACGCAGCCCCAGGAACCCCUCCGGACCUUCCAGUGAGGGAACGACGGAAAACGACUCGGAGGAUUCUGAGACUUUCUGACGUCUGCAAACCGACUCUCUACCCUCCUACCUGGAACUGUGCACCUGAACUUUAACCCCGCCUCCUCGUUUUCGAGGAUACAUGCAGUUUUGAGAGCGCUCUUCAAGUUGGAGGGUAGAGACUUGGUUUGAAACAGUUUGGAUAUUUUCUGCUCAUCAUGAGGGGAAAAAUGUACAGAAUCGCUCCUCUUAGUGCCCUUUUUUUCAGAAACAUUAAGCGGAUUAAUGAACUGAAUCCUUCAGAUGAAGAAGUUGCUCCACAAAGAAGAUUUUGAUCCGGAUCUGUUCGGGUCUGCAUGCUCGUCACACCAUGGUUUGUUCCUUCGACUCACGGGUGCUUAAAUCCAAACCAACCUCGGUACUUCAGCCUCUGCUCGCCUCAGAGACUCGUUUUUGUCUUAAAAAAGAAGAAGCCAUUUUUAACUCUUUGUAUAAAAUGAAGUAGAAAACUAAGAAAACUAAGUGUAAUUUUAACCUUUUUAUGAUUUUUUUGGCUUGUUGUUGUACCAAAUAUUUGACUUCCACAUGUUAAUAAUGAAUAUGACCUGAAGGAGAAAGGUACGUUGAGCUGGAUUUUAUAAAAUUUUAACAACUGAUGCACAAUUUUAACUCUGCUAUUAGGUUUUAUAAGCUGGAAUGUGAAGGGUGCAGCCUUCAAAAAUGUUAAUAUAUCUAAAUAAUCACCAGGAUUAAGGGUAAAGAACACGGGUACGUUUCCAUUCCCUCAUUUGUGCUUAGAUAAUUUUAGGAUAAAUGUAAGUAAACGUGAAUCAAGAAGGCAAAAGAAUGUCAGAAUGUUGAGAGUUUUACUUCUGUCUAUUUUGCAUCUCCAUACAUCAGUGUAAAACUGUAAAUAUUUCAGGUCAUAAAGUGGAGUAAUACCUAUAUAUUUUUCCAUAAAUGUAAUGGCUUUAAGUUAAGGAGUAUGUUUUUUCUCUUACAUGUUCUUCAUUACCUCUGAUAUUUUCAACAAUUUCCAAAGCUGAAGAAAUGCUUAGUUUCUGUAGUUUUAACAGGACAUAUCAUAGCAUCAGCGGACCACCAAUUGGGAAUAUCAGGGAAUCACUUCCAUGAUUCCCCACACUCAACUUAGUCUGUUAUUGACUGUUUGAGAUCCCUCUUAAAUGGCAUGUUUCUUGUCUAAAAUUACUAAGAAAAAACUAAAAUAUACAGAGACCUCCCUCGUGUAAAUCCAAAGGUACAUUUCACAGGAGAUGCACCUAACCUAUCACACCAGCUAGACUGUCUAGAUAUUGUGUGGUUAUAUUUCAGUUCAAUCUGGAAAACCUAUUCAAAGUGUGCGGGAAGGGCAGGAGUUUUCAAAAAAUUCUCAGAAGGUGAUUAGAUCAAUGUUCUGUCUGUGACAUUCAUGAUUGGCCAAUCAGAGCAACAAGACAAAAUGAGGUAGUAAACAUGCACAGUCCUAACGUGAGCUCUACAGGUUAGCGCUGACGUGAUUGAUGGAAAGCAGAGCUUGUCUAUGAAUGAAACUAAUGCUGAAGUAUAUUGGGAGACAUGCAAAAACACCUUCACUGCUAAGAGAAACUUUUGAUUUGGCUCUUUGCUCUUGUUUUUAUAAAGAAAUUUGGCCCAGAUCUGAGAGAACUGCUGCUUUGCCAGUGGUUCCCAAACUUUGUCUUCACUCACUGUACACAUCAAUGUGUAAAAAUAUGUAAGCGUACAACAAAUGCACCGGCAGCCACAGUUUUGUGAAAUAAUCCUUUUUUUUCAUUUAGCAUGACAUAGAACCUCAAAAUUUUGUUGAAAUAAGAACUUCCAUCACCUUAAACAUAGUUUUAAAAACCUGACUCUGAAGAAAUGCAUAAUAGCGCAAAAAAACAAGAAAUUCUGCUAAAAUUAAAAAAUGGUGAAAAUGUUUUUUAAGCUUUAUACUUUAAUUUCUGCAAUAUAUUUCAUUGAUUAUUGUGGGCUUUUGUGCUUUAGAGCUUGUGAGACUGCCACUCUCAGUUUAUUUCCAAUGUCCAGAUUUGAUCUAGGCAACAUCAGAAAAAACCUACCUAUGGGUAGUAUGUUGCAAAAGAAGGAGUGUCCAGGGCUCUCCUGCCCAGCAGUGGGCCCUCCUUUUCCACUCCAAUCCAAAAUGCAGACAUUCUGGGACUUCAAACACAUUGUUGUCUCUGAGGUAACACCAAUUAACUUCUCAACUUCUCCAGUGCUUAAGUCAUCAGCUGGUGUUGCUUUGCCUUGCCUUAACACCCCCCCCCUCGUGCCGGAUAUAAUAAAUGAACCCAAAAGAAUGUGAGCUAUUUUCCCUGAAAUUUACAUCAUGACUAUAUCUUUGCAGUGAAUAUUUUGUUUUCUUCCAUGUCUGUAAAACAUGGAUGAACUGGUUAAUACUGUCUGAAAGGAGGAUCCAUCAGUGAUCAAAUGAGGGAAUUGAGACGUACCUGUGAAUAGAAACAGGGUUUGUGCAGACGUAUGAGUCAGAAGUUUUUGCAUCUUAACUUUUAUUGUCCAAAAUCACCUCCUGCACAGUUUGACCUCCUUGUGAACCAGAACUUUUCCAUCUGGAUGUUUCUAAAUGUUGAAAUCAUUGAAGCACAAGUCCUCCUCCACUAAGACCAAAACGUCUGAAAAGCUCUUUCAGCUCCCUUCAGUUUUUAUUUUCUCCUCCAUGAUGGUACAGAAACUGCCAGCACUUAAAUGUAAAGUAACACAGGGCCUUCACCCCCCAUCUGUCUGUCGACCUACCAGCGAUGUGCCAUCGUCUCAAACGUGUCCAGUGCCUUGAUGUUAUUUAAAAUUAAAACAAAUUCUUUUUUGGUAGAUCCAAAUAAUCUGAUAUUUAAAGGAUCAGCUCAAAAAAACAAAACAAAAAAACAAAAAAGCUGAAUGCAGGUGUUUUUUUAACUGUUUUAAUAUUUGUCUCUCAGAUUUCUGCCUCAGCUCAAAUAAGAAGCUACAAUUUGAGGAUUAUUUUGGUCAUUUUUAUUUUCCCAUAUAAUGAAUGAAAAUUUGGGAAGUGGCAAAGAAAGACUGAAAAAUCAAAGAUGGAUAGAUAAAUAAAUAAACUUAGUCAGGGUGAGCUGCUGAAGUAAAAACUUGUUAAUACACAAAAAUGCUGUUCUGGGAGAGUUCUUAAUAGAGUGGUAUUGGAUAAUUGCUUAAACAGAUACAGAUAUCAGUACCCACGAUUUCACCAGUAUCAGACGUACUUCUGAUACUGGUAUCUGAAUCGGGCCAAAGCUACUUACAAUUUCAAUUUUUCUUUUGAUUUGUACUUUUAUGAAUUAUCUCUGAGUACAUUAAGACUCCUGCACGGUUUGACCUCCUUGUGAAGACUAAGACUUAAAAUUUGCAUUUCUUUUUUUUAAAUUGCAGUUAUCAGAGCUUAUUGUUUAUUUUUCUUUCCUUUUAUCUUUUACUGGCAGAUGUGGGCUUCCAUACAGCUGAGAUUAGGGAACAAGCUUCAAAAAAUGCAUUGUAAAAUCUUUUUGAUCAACUUUCAGGAAAAGUAAAGAAUAUAAUAAAGAACACAAAAAUGUUCCUAGAUAGGCAUAGAAUAAUUUUUCAGCAGUUUGAGUUGCAAAAGUUUCAAUAUGGAGACAGAAAUCUGGACAAAUGAAAGCCAAACAUGUUGCACAAUUAGUGCUUCAAGUCUAUUUUAAUAUGAUUAGAUCAUGAACGUUCUUCUUUUGUUUUUUUAUUGAGCUGGUUCUCCAAUAUCUCCGGCAUAAUCUUUGUGGUUUUGUUACACUGAAUGACAAAGUUUGAGAUAUUUGUUUGAUCUGUGUGAGAAAUAUGCAGUUUUAUUUUUAAUGAAUUUCUUUGUCACUCCGCUGUUUUGUCUCGUGUCAAUUUGUUGAUAUUUUUAAUAUUUUCUUCUUGUAAACAAAAAACAUGAAAAGACCAAAACCUUUAGCAUCUCUGUAGUUAGAACUUUAAACUUUUUAGUUUGUCUGUGGUUGUCAGACAUAAAUCCUGUUUAGAAAGAUGUCAUAAAUACAAGCUUUGACUUCUUUAAUAGGUCUAUUUUUCUUCUCGCAGAUAGAAAUUAUGUUUUUUUUUUUUUUUUUUUAAUCAGAUGUUAGUCAAGCAGGAGAAAAUAUGCAGUAUUUGUGACUAUUUCCACCUUCAGAUUAAUCCACAAUAGAUGGUCUAGUGAGUUUUUCUCAGCCGCAGGACGGUUUAUCAUUACUCAGAAACUUUAAUAUUUAAAAAAAAAUAGUGAACAUGUUAACAAAGUGGCUCACUGACAUGUUUUUACAUUUUUUCUGACACAUUGGAGCUCAAAGGAAGGAAAUGCCCUCUUUGUUUUUGGUUCUGGUCUUUUCGUGAAUUUUCAAACAGUAGGAAAAUACUAGAAAAUCUCCAAACUGAUCAUUUAAUUUGGCUGUGUGUGAGUGUAUUUUAUUUUAGGUACUGAUAUGAAAUGAUUUUGUAUAUAAUGUUGAAGUAUGAAAUUAAGACCUCCAUUAUCACAGUAACACAGGAUGACGUCUCCAUCCUGAUCAGAUGAAGAAUUUGUUGAUUUUUAUUUUCAGGGUGAAAUAAUCAAAAUGAGUGUAUAUUGAUGAUUUGUAGUCUAAAUUUAAUCCCUGUUAGCUGCAGUUUGAUUAAAAACUGAAACUUAAGCACACAGUAACAAGCACAGUGUCAUUGUGAAGGUCUGCUGAAAGACUGAAUCUGUCCACCAGUAUUAAUAUUAUUAUUUUAAAUCUUACAUGAAAUGAUCUUCACCAGUGCUGACAAUCACUCCGUCACCUGUCUGAUGAUUUUCAUACAGUUCCUGAUGCAGUACCACAUGCUGACGGCUGAUUUUCAGCUUCCCUUUGUUUUUUUUUAUGAAUUGUACAAUAAAUAAAAAAAAUCAGUUUGAA